Humulus lupulus (European hop) is the source of this 1206-nucleotide messenger RNA. RefSeq names its product ankyrin repeat-containing protein BDA1-like. Gene Ontology annotation, molecular function: protein binding. The transcript is spliced from 5 exons. NCBI's taxonomy places the organism in Eukaryota, Viridiplantae, Streptophyta, Magnoliopsida, Rosales, Cannabaceae. The record is from RefSeq and is a predicted model, not a curated record. The coding region runs from base 1 to 1206 and encodes 401 amino acids.
AUGGAGUGUGUUUUUGAGGAGUUUGAGCUAAAUUUUAUAACUUUAGCUAUUAUAAAUCAUCUAUUAGAUAUGUCAGAUGAUACUAAUGUUUUGAGUUCCAAUGCUGAUUCACUUUCACCACAUCCUAGCAACUUGGUAGAACAUGAAACUGAAAGGGAAGUAUCGGUUGAUGAUGCCGCUGUUUUGAGUUCAAACGUUGAUUCACUUUCAGCACAACCUGAUGAUAGCUUGGUAAUAAAUGAAAGUACUAUGACCAUAAAGGAGGAGUUGGAAGCCACUGCCCGUGAAGGGGAUAUCAACAAGCUAUACAAGUUAAUUAAAAGAGAUCCACAUUUGUUGGAUCGAAUUGAUGCCAUACCGUUCGUGGACACACCUAUGCAUAUAGCAGCAUCGUUUGGUAAAGCCUCAUUUACUAUGGAGAUAAUGAGGUUGAAGCCUUCAUUUGCCAGAAAACAAAACCAUGAUGGGCUGACCCCUAUGCAUCUUGCACUGAAAAAAGGGCGAAUUAGGGUGUUGCGUCGACUUAUAGACACUAAUAGUGAUCUUGUUCGUGUCAAAGGAAAGGAAGGCAGAACUGUUUUACAUUGGGUGGUUGAAAAAAUAGAUCAAAACACCAUAAGUUUUGACAUCUUAGAUCAACUUUUAUCUGCUUGCCCACAAUCCAUUGAAGACGUGACCAUUUACAUGGACACCGUUUUGCAUAUUGCUGUGAUUAAAGAAAAAUUUGAUGUUUUCGAGUUUCUCAUGAAAAGGAUUUUAAGAGCCAAACACAAAAACUCAGACUUUCAAGAAAAACAAAUUCUGACCGGGAAGAACAGAGAAGGAAAUACUUUGCUACACGUUGCAGCCCUGAAAAAUUCUCCCAAGACCGUGAAAGCACUGAUUAAAUGUGGCGUUGAUGUAAAUGCCAAGAAUUCAAACGGAGAUACGGCUUUAAAGAUAUCAGAAAGCCAAGACCCAUUGCUAAACGGUAACAUUCAAGUGAGAAAUAUUCUGCUUAAGGUGACAAAUGCUUCGUCAAUCUCCUCAUCAUCAGCUUCGACACUAUUCCUUGACGAUGAUGAAGAUUUAAUGUUAUCACCUCUUGAACGUUGGAAAAUAUGUAUAAAUCGUUACAAAGCAAACAUGUCAAACGACAUGAAGAGUGUACUAUUCAUAGUUGCUCUCAUUAUUAUACAAUUGUCACUUAUCAUACCACUGCUUUAA